GCAUUACCCCCUAAGAAGAAAUAUGGCAUACUUGCAGGUAGCAUAAUACUAAUUGCCUUAGUGUUUUUAUUCAUUUUUUUCGAAAGGCCUAUUUUAUCAGCGAUUGCACCGGUUGCCGCUAAAUUCCGUGAAAUUAAGUAUGGAUAUUUAAUAAUUUCAGCGUGUAUUAUAGUGUCUAGUAUUCCACCAAUUCCAGGUGGUUUUGCAUAUGGUUUUCCAAUGGGAUUUCUUCCUGUAUAUCCUGCAGCUUUAAUAGGAGCAAGUCUAAGUUUUUUUAUUUGUCGUUUGUUAUGUCUUGGGCGAGCAACAAAAAUGGCAGAGAAACAAGGAAAUUUUUAUAAACUAUCUUUAGCAAUUGAGGAAGGUGGAUUUUGGGUCAUAUUCUUAAUAAGACUUAGUCCAUUCCCAUUCACAUAUUCAAAUGCAUUCUUUGCAGCAGUUCAAUCAGUCUCAUUUACUAAAUUUUUUAUAGUAACAGCAAUUACGCUUCCAAAGAUAUUAAUUCAUAUUUUUAUUGGGUCAAGACUUCAUAAUCUUGCCGACGAAAUGGAUCCAACGUCAAGAAUAGUCAAUUAUGUUUCACUUGGAGUUGGGAUAUUAUUCCUUUUUGUCGCAACUUAUAUUAUUUAUAAUAAAAUGAAUAAAGUGGUUGAAAAAGCCGCUGCUAAAAGAUUCUUGGAGAAAGGAGAUGUUGAAAGUGCGUUUGAAACUGAUAAUGAAGAUGAUGGAUCUAUAUUAUACGCUGGAGACGAAACAGUAGUUGAAGAAGAUAUUAGUCACCAUUAUUAUAAAAAUGAAUUGAACUUGGCCUAA
Entrophospora candida is the source of this 813-nucleotide messenger RNA. The record is from the annotation of a GenBank genome assembly. NCBI's taxonomy places the organism in Eukaryota, Fungi, Glomeromycota, Glomeromycetes, Entrophosporales, Entrophosporaceae.